CUCUCUCUCACUUCUCUGCAAGCUGGCCGGGGUGAGGCGGGAGGGCGGCGCCGCGACGGCCGCCGGCGGAGGGGGCGUGCGAGCGCUGCGGCUUCUCCGCCUCCUCGUCCCGCUCGGCCGACGUGGGCGCGCUCGUGUCGUCGCGCGCGCCGGCGAACGCGUCGGCACUGGCAGCGGCGCCGGCGACGCGUACGCGCGGUGGGACGCGGUGGUGGGGUGCCGGGUGCUCGCGGAGAUGUACCGGCCGUGGUCUCCUAACACGGCGGCGUUGCAGCACGUACGUGGUUGGUUGGUUCGUUGGCUUCUUCUCGGUUUGUUCGAGGUCGCGAGAGGGAGAGGAAUCGAUGGAGAGAGAGAGGCGGCGGCAGAAAAGGUUGGAGAAGGGGAGGCAUUGGAGAAGUCAAGAAACAAGAACCCAAUCACCGUUGAGAUUGGAGGAUGGACCUGAAGAAGAUGAAGGCUUGGAUCUCUAAUUUACUCCACCGUCGAGUGCCUGUGGCUGCUGUUGUUCCGUAGUCUUCCGCUGUUUUAUUUGUUUAUCUUUGAGUGUGAGGGCCUAGAGUCGCCCAUGUAAUAAAGUUCUUCCUUUACGUUUCCGCUAGUGUGGCUUGUAAUAAUCAACAAUGUCUAUGUGUACCUCGCCUCCUGGGACGAGGAUUAAUGCACUGAGCGUUUGGCAAUGGUGUAUAUUUCCGGGCGUGACAAGUUGGUAUCAGAGCCACCUUGACCGUAGGACGAGCCAGUGGUCUAAGCCUUAGGAUGAUAUUUUUUUUAGAAACUAGUUCUUUAAUUGUGAAAACCUUCGUUAUUCUAUCUUCACCUGUCCACUCUUUACAAAACUGGUCAUUGACUCUUAUUUCAAAAUGUUGUAGAUGCCUGAGUUCGAGACUACCCGCUGCUUCAACUUGGCCGGUUUUGUGGAGCAACUUCGUGCCUUGGCCGCUGAAGUCGGAUACUGUAUCACUAUGGAGUACCGCGUGGUUCUCAACUUCGAAGACGAGGGUGUACUUGAACCACUUUGGAGUGCCAAGGUGAUGAUCAUCUCCAACCGGAUGAUGCUAGAAAGUUGCUGGUUCACAGGAGAAGGUGACAGCCGUGAAUCUGCCUGCCAAGAAGCUGCAUUCCAUGCCAUUGGGGCCCUUUGCCAGAGUCACUCCGACCAGUUGAAGACCACUCUGUUCCACUACCACCCUGCUCGCUUGGGUUUCGCAGAAGAUGCUGACUUCCGCGAUGCCCGCAAUGAAGGGGACACCACCAUUGUGCACAUGUCCAAGAUGAUGGCCGCGAUGGACAAGUACCGUAUGGUCUACUACAGGAUGACGGAGAGGAUGUUCGAGGCAGUGCUUCAGAAGAAUCGUGACAAGGAGAAUGAGCUUCGCGCUCUACGCAAGGAGCUGAAGGACUUGAAGAGUGGGAUGCCUGGAACCGUCGUCAAGACCCUACCACCUGUUGGAUCAAGCGCCUGUCCUCGCCACGGCAUCAGCAACGUGGAUGAGCCAUUUGUGGACCGUAGCCCCUCUAGGAGUCGUUCUCAAGAGUAGACGCGAAGUCUUAGUGCGCGUAUGUUUUUAUCGUUUAUCUUCUGCUGGAGUUUGUUGCCUUGUGUGCUUUUUGGUAUGGACUAUAUCGGCCCGUUGUGAUAUAGCUAUACCUUUGUGGUGCUUAAGCAACUUGAACUCUAUGUAACCAACAUCACAUUAAUAAAAUUUAAAUAAGUUGGUUUAAUAGCUCGUGUUCUUGUCCUGAUCUCUCCCUUCUUCUUUUCCCUCUUAUCUUGGUUACUACAGAUGGUGAACACAAGGAGUACUGCUGCUAACAAUGCUCGUGCUAGGAAUUCAGCUCAGAAUCAGAAUCAGAACCAGAACCAGAAUUAGGACCAAGGCCACGCCCCUCCACCACCACCGCCGCCACCUCCGCCAAUCCAUGAUCACCCCAACUUAGCACAAGUGCUCGCCAACCAAAACCAAUUCAUCGCAGCUUUGCUCCACCAAAUGCAAAACCCGCAAGCACCCGCUGCUCAAGCUCACGUACACGCUCCACCGCAGUCAAAGCUGUCGGAAUUCCUCCGAGUCCGACCUCCUAGUUUUUCAAGCACAACCAACCCUGUCGAAGCAAAUGACUGGUUGCACGCGGUCAAUAAGAAGUUGGACCUCAUCCAGUGUACUGAUGAGGAGAAAGUCGCUUUCGCCGCUCACCAACUGCAUGGACCUGCUUCCGAGUGGUGGGACCACUUCCAGGCCACCCAGCCAGUUGGACAAGUUAUUACUUGGGCUCGUUUCUCUACUGCUUUUCGUAGAGCUCACGUACCUGUUGGAGUUGUAGCACAGAAAAAGAAAGAAUUUCGUGAACUCAAGCAAGAUGGCAGGACCGUAACUGAAUUUUUGCACGACUUCAACAUGUUGGCUCGAUAUGCUCCUGAGGACGUUCGCACCAAUGAAGAGUAGCAGGAGAAAUUUCUUGAAGGGUUGAAUGACGAGUUGUUAGUCCAGCUCAUCUCUGGUGACUGCGAAGAUUUCCAAAUGCUAGUCGACAAGGCGAUCCGCCAGGAGGACAAGCACCGAAAGAUUGAAAGCAAGAAGCGUAAGUUGGCCAAUGCUAGGAUGUUUCAAGGACCAAGUCAGAAACCACGUUAUGCGUUUCCCCCUCAAGUUGGUUCUUCAUCGGUAGCACAGCGUGCACCCCGUCCACAGAUGAACAACAAGCUGCAGAACUCAGGAUGGAACAACAAUCAGCGUUCUGCCCCUGCCCAGGUUGGAUCGACACGCAGAGAUAGCUCUGGGAAGAUACUUGUGUGCUACAACAGCUAUGAGCCUGGACACUUCGCCGACAAGUGCCCAAAGCCAAAGCGUCCGCAAGCUCCUGCAUCUGCAUGCAAUGCCAACUAGAACAACAAUGGCAACUGCAACAACAACAACCUGGUGAGGGGACGUGUGAAUCAUGUCUCGGCUGAGGAGGCACAGGCUGCGCCAGAAGUCAUACUUGGUACGUUCCUGAUUAAUUCUGUUCAUGCAUGUGUACUUUUUAAUUCAGGAGCUACGCAUUCCUUUAUAUCAAGAGAUUUUGUGGCA
Molecule: messenger RNA, 3068 nt
Organism: Oryza sativa Japonica Group (Japanese rice)
Lineage: Eukaryota; Viridiplantae; Streptophyta; Magnoliopsida; Poales; Poaceae
Source: RefSeq, a predicted model, not a curated record